CUCCAAAUCCCAUCUUUGCCAACCGAUCUGCUACGACAUUAGCUUCUCUCGACAUAAAAUUACUUUUACUUCUGUAUAAGAUCUUUUAAAAAAAAUAACUCGAAAAAAAAGAUCUUUUCUUAAAAGCUCACCCAAACAAGCUCUGAGUCCAGGUUCCUCUCAUCCAGCUCCUGGUAGUCCGUCCAACCACCGCCUGCUACCGCCGCCGUCGGAACUUCGAACAGCCACCGCCUGUUCCCUCACUUCCCCUCCAUCGCGCAUCAGCCAUCGCAGCCUUCCUUUCCUUCCAUCGCGCAGCCACCGUGCGAACGUGGAAGCCUCCGUCGCUAGCUCUGUUCCACCGCAGGUCCACCUUCUCAGUCCCUCUGCCGUGUGCCCUAAACCAUGGACGAGGACCAAGAGAUGGAGAGGUUCGAAAUGGACAACGAUUUCGAAGAAGGCCAGUGGAUUAACGGCGAAUUCUACUACAAAAAGCGCAAAGAAAAGCGUACUCAGACCAGAGACGAUGUCCUCUACGGUGUUUUUGCCGGCUCCGACGAUGACGACGACGACGAUUAUUCUAGCAAGAAACUUAGGAAGGACCUUUCCAAGAAGCAGGACCUCACCAAGCCGGUAAAUUUUAUUUCUACUGGAACUUUUAUGCCGAAUCAAGAUGUUGUUGAUAACAAUAGAGAUUCUAAAGAACAUUGUAAGAAAGAUGGUUAUGUUAGUGAGGAUAGGCCAGGUUUAGGUCUUGGAAUGGGAUCUGCUUCCACUUCAGGUGCUGGUUUAGGGUUUAAUAGUAGUAAUGGUGAUAGGAAUAAUGGUUCUGAUGAGAACAUUGAUGAUGGUGAUGAUCAUAAUUUUUUGCCUACGGCUUUUGGGAAGAAGAUUAAGGAAGGGGCGAUGCGGAGGGAGAGGGAAAGGGAGAGGGAGAAAUUGGAGAAGAAGAGGGGUCAGCGUCAGAGUUCGGAUCAAGAUGGGUUUGGUAAUGCGGGGAAAUUCUAUAACAAUGGAAUAGGGAUGAAGCUGUUGGAAAAGAUGGGUUAUAGAGGGGGCGGUCUUGGAAAGAAUGAGCAAGGUAUUGUGGCUCCUAUCGAGGUCAAAAUGAGGGCUAAGAAUUCAGGUAUUGGUUUUAGUGAUGCAAGGGAGGCGCCGCCACCACCAUUGCCUGUUUUGCAGCAACAGAACAAAAGCACGGUGGGAGCAGUGCAGCCUGCGGCUAGCAGAACAAAGGAGAGGCUGUGGUCAAAGCAGUCACGGUUGAAGAAGAAGAAGAAAGAGGAGGAAGUGUAUGUUACUGCUGAGGAGUUGUUGGCAAGCAAGCAAGAACAGAAUUUGGAGGUUGUUCAGAAGGUUUAUGAUAUGAGGGGGCCACAAGUUCGGGUUUAUACAAAUUUAUCUGAUUUAAAUGCUGAGGAGAAAGCAAAGGAGGAGGAUGUCCCAAUGCCGGAACUUCAGCAUAACAUUGGAUUGCUUGUUCGGUUGGCUGAGGCUGACAUUCAAGAGAUUGAUAGAGAUUUGAGGAGAGAAAGGGAGACAGCUCUCAGCUUGAAAAAAGAAAAAGACAAGUUAGAAUCUGAAGCAGCAUUCCAAAAGCGUCAACUGGAUAAUAUGGAGGAAAUAAUGAGUGUCUUGGACCAAGUAGACGAAGAGAGCACUUCAGGAACGCUAACAUUAGAUUUCCUUGCCACAUGCUUCAGUGACUUGCAUAAGAGAUAUGCCGAUAGCUACAAGUUGUGUAAUUUGUCCUGCAUUGCUUGCUCAUAUGCUCUUCCUUUGUUUAUUACAGUGUUCCAAGGUUGGGAUCCUCUUCGAAAUCCAUCUCAUGGGUUGGAGUUGGUAUCUACGUGGAAGACUGUCUUUGAUGCUGUAAGCUGGGAACAACUUAUGCUUCAAUUUAUUGUGCCUAAGUUGCAACUUGUCUUGCAAGAGUUUGAAGUCAAUCCAGCAAGUCAGAAGCUCGAUCAAUUUUUUUGGGUAAUUAAAUGGGCUUCUGUGAUUCCAAUCCAUAUCAUGGUGGACAUGAUGGAGAAGUUCUUCUUCCCAAAGUGGCUUGAGGUUUUGAAUCACUGGUUGUGCUCAAAUCCUAACUUUGAAGAAGUUAUGAAGUGGUAUAAUGGAUGGAAGGAGCUUAUUCCAGAAGAACUAUUGGCAAAUGAAAGUAUCCGAUUCCAGAUUAACCGUGGUUUAGAUAUGAUGAGUCAGGCUGUUGACGGAAUGGAGGUUUUCCAACCUGGUUUGAAGGAGCAACGACAAUAUGAGGCUCAGCAGAAAGCAGCAACCUAUGCUCAACAGCAAGCUGCUGCAGCAUUGGGUGGUGCCAACGCAGAUGGUGUGCAUGAUUUGAGCUUGAAAGAGGUCAUUGAGGCUCAUGCCCAGCAUCAUGGUUUGUUGUUCAAGAUUAAGCCUGGUAGAAUGCACAACGGUUACCAAAUAUAUGGGUUUGGUAAUGUCAGCAUAAUAAUAGACUCGCUACAUCAGAAGGUAUAUGCUCAACAUGAGGAAACAUGGUCCUUGGAAUCUCUUCAAGGAUUGCUAGAGUUGCAUAAUAAAUCCCUUGGUCUUAGCUGGUAUAUAUACUGGAACUGUGUCUGGCAUCACUGCACAACAUCUCGAAUGGGUAAAUUCUUUGCUUCUCUAUCAACUAAGUAGCAUCAUGUUUAUUUAUAUAGUAUAAAUUAGUUUACACCUAAACUUCUAUCGAAUCUUCUUGUUAUCCGUGUACGCUUUUUUCAUAUAACGGGUAGACAAUUCCAAUUGGAGAGUUUGAUAAUCACCUUUUAUUUAUGAAAAUGAAGAAAGUAGAGACCCACAUAUGCUAAGUGAAAUGGUUGGACUAAUCAAGUUUAACAUUAAAUUUCAUGUUUGAGCAUGCAUUAUGCAUAUGUUCACUUCUGAAUUAUUAAAUAUAUUGUUUGAGAAUCCUAAAGAAUGGUUAAAUCUUAGAUAUCACUCCCAAGGAGUAGACCAACUAGAAGCAUAGUAACCUUUAUGCUUUGCUGAAUGACGUGGUUUCUCUUGCUCAUUUUCCUUGCUUCCAGGUUCAUAGAAAGACACUUAAAGAGAUAGCAUUUAAUUAGUAGUACCUUUAUUUUUAUAAGAUCGCCAACUUUGUAGCCUUAUGUAAAGACAUGGUAGGUUGUCUAUAUGAGAGCUCAGGAACCUUUGUAAAGUGGUAAGUUCUUCAAUUUUUGUGUGCUUUGGAACCUUUGGUUCAUCUGAUGAUCAAUAUUAAGUUUGCAUAAUUUAUGCUGCCCAGUUUACAAUAUGAAUCUCUUCAGUCAGGUGUCUCGGUGUUCUUCCAGGUUGUAUUUGAAUUAUGUAUAUAAAUACAGAAACAAAAAGCCAAAGAAAUGAAAACUGAUAUUUUGUUCCUUAAAGACUGAAAGAUUUAUGUAACCACUAUUUCUGUA
This is a messenger RNA of Arachis ipaensis, 3395 nucleotides long. The record is from RefSeq and is a predicted model, not a curated record. NCBI's taxonomy places the organism in Eukaryota, Viridiplantae, Streptophyta, Magnoliopsida, Fabales, Fabaceae.